UUUUCCCUAGUUACGCCUCUGGUCUCCACACACCCCAGGCCCCCAAGGAUUUAAGUCUGAUAAUUCAGACAUAAGUGUCAUGUUCAAAAUAACAGAUACAUGAAACACCCUACCACAAAUAUUUAAUCUGGUGCUUAUUUUUAAACUGUGGAUACAUGAAACCACACAUGGAAAUCACACUUAAUGGGGCUGGAUUACCUGUAUUUACCAUGUCAGGCAGCCUGUUUCUCAGGAUUAUUGAUCCUGAUACCAGCAGCCAACUGGAAAUGGGUGCUUUGAAAAGAAGCAUUAACCACAUGGAACUAGUAAAGUAAAGCAGCAUCACAAUAACAUUACCAUAUUCCAAAGGGAAUAUGGUUUUGAUAAGGAAUCACUAGAACCAUAUUCCAUAGAACAAAUCAUUAGAACCACAACACCCAUUUACCCUCAGACUAUUUGCCUUCUCCAGGCCAAAGUAGGUAAAUUGUACUUAAUCGUGGCGCAGCUCUAGCCGCCUUGCUUCUGUCCCAAGAUGACAAACUCAAAUACUUGUUUUUGCAUUCAGCAGCUGAGCAAAAGGUAGGUGAUACCUAACUUCUGCUUCAAUACAGAAUCAGUUGUAGGGGGUGGGGUGGGGGACAGAAAGAUAUGCCCUGCUUGUGAGCUUCCCAGAAGGGUCUUCCUGGACAUUGCCAGAAACUCUUGCGAACAGCAUGUUGGAUUAGAUAGGCCUUUGGUCUGAUCCACAGUUUUUAUGCUUGAAAUCCUUUUGUAGUUGCAAUUGAAAAAUGGUUUGGAUUAGAUGUGUCCAUUGCCUCACCCACUCCAUUACAGGAACAAAUGCUGCCAUCCAUUUGCUCACAGCAGUGAUGUAGGCUUGUGAGGAUUCCUUGCUGAGAUCCAGUCUUUUUUCUUAAUUAUUUUUGCAAAUAAGACAUUCCUCUCCUGGACUGUCUCCAUAUUGCUUGGAUGUUCAUAAUUCAUUAACUUCAGGAUAUGAUGUGUGUGCUGUCACUGUUCUUGCAGGAUGCACUGAAUUCUUCCCAUGUUGAUGUUUCCACACUCCCUUGAACCUGCCUACAGUGUGCCCAGGAGGAGCUGCCAACUCAAGUGCCACCCAAAGUUCCUCCUCUCCCCACUCCCACCAUCGAGGGAAAAGCCUUACUCUCCAUUUCAUUUCCUAGAAGGAGGGUAGGACUACCCCCACCCCUGCUUUUUUUUUUUUUUUUAAAGCAAGCACCUCUCCAGCAGUCACUGUGACAUUCAUUAUUGUGCUAGCUGGGCUACAGCAAAGAUGAGCUGGAAACAAGUGCUCUUUCUUUCUUGCCUCAUGACUUUUGCGCUCCUGAUUGUUCUUGAGGGAGGCAACACCGCGGCUGUGAAUUCCAAGCAAGCAGCAGCUGGAGAGCUGAGCAAGGAAAGUUUGAAAAAGAGAGUCUUCAUGCAGGAAUCGGAUGCCUCUAACUUUUUCAAGAAGCGAAGCAAAAGAUUCACCAAAUCCAGAGAUGAGUUAAAUGCAGAGAACCGCCAGAUGCUGGCUGCUGAUGAACAAAGGAGAGAGUACUAUGAGGAGCAGAGGAAUGAGUUUGAGAACUUUGUUGAGGAAGAGCGUGAUGAGCAAGACGAGAGAAGCCGAGAACAAAUAGAGCAGUGGCGUGAGUACCAUUAUGAUGGCCUCUACCCAUCGUAUCAAUAUAAUCGUCAUAUUGUCUAGAGCAAACAGGAAGAAUGGACUGCACUAAACAAUACAACUAAAUAUCUGAUGAGCAUGCUGUUGAUAGAAUUUUCACCAAGGCGAGAUUUUUAUAGUUAUGAUCACAUUAUCGAUGCCUCCCUGUCGAACCUGCCUUUUCAACCCUUCUCCUAUUAGCAUUGACUUUGUUCACAGACUGCUGUUUUGCUUUGUAUUUUGAAGUGCUUCUGUGUAAACCUGGAUCUUGAUGCAUAAGGCAAAUGCAGCACCAGUUCCUGUAAUUUAGUACUGGAUCUUUCAGAACUGUAUAUCUGAGCAAAUGGGGAAGCAUUAUUCGAAAAUAAUCACUAUAUUUUAAGAGGGCCACUAAAAAAGCCAGCUUAUGCUGUAUGUAGAGUCUCUCAAAUGAUUAUUAUUUUUUUUAAUGUAGGGCAAAGACUAUUGUCCCCAGCACUGUAUUUGUCCAUUAAAAAUAUUUUAGCUUCUUGCAAAUUCUUUCCUUAGUUAAAAGAUGUUACCGAUUAAUGAUCCCUUUAAAUAUGCAUAAAUUAGCAAACUAGGUCAUUUACAAAUAAGACAAAAUUAAAACAUCUAUAGUGUUUCAUUGUAAGCUGCUUUGGGUUACAACUGCAAAAAAGGGGUAAUUUAAUUAGGUUAGAAUUAGCUUUAAAAGUUAUUCUCUGGCAGCAAUAAAGUCCUGGGACAGGUAGAACAGGAGUAGCAAACUGCUGCUGGCCCACAGGCUGGCUCUGGCAUGGAGCUCCAUUUUUUCUAAAAUCCCCAAGCACUGCAGCUGAGUAUAAACUUGUCCACCGGUGUUUUCUUCUCUGCAGGCUGUGGCCUGGUGAAGUGGGGGUAUUGCUCCCUGCUUGCCGCAGCUGGCUCAUUCAUUCUUUUCUUCCUGCUGCCACCAGUAUCUCUCCCCGCAAAUCCUGUGCUUGGAAGGAAACACUUCCUUCCUGCCACAUGCCUUCCCUAUGCACUCUUGUGGCACUUCAGCACAUGGAGUAUAGAGACAGGAAGGCUGAGUGGAGGGCAAGGGAGGGAGAGAGAAAGAGAGAGGGGGAAGAGAGGGAGGAAGAGAGUGGGAAAGAAGAAGAAGAUGGAGGAGGAGGAGGAGGAAGACCGAAGGUGGUGAGAGGAUGGCAAGGGAGAGAGGGAGGUUGAGCUCCCUUUAAGUUAAAUGCUCAUUCAACAACACUUCUGUCUAUGAAGAGCUUUGUCUUAACACACACAUUGGGACACACACGUAGUGAUUUAAUUAAACAAAAAACAAAAAAAAACUGUUCCCUGCACCCAGAGUGUAUAUUUUUGUCACCUUCUCUAAAUUAGAUUGGGAUGUUGCCUGAAAUCCAAACUUCAGAAAAACUUCACAGGAACACAUUUUUGGAACACAGACCAAACAUACUGCUACUAUUCUAGCAGGUGGUACAAGAGACCCUCCAAGAUCGUGGGUUCAUUUCCCAUGGGCAACCUCUCCGUGUAUACCAAUACAGUUAUUGUGGGGGUACUUAGGAAAACUCCUUUAACUACCCCUAACUAUAUUGGCAUACAGUACUGUACCUUUCAGCCUAUUUAAACCUCCCUGAACAGUCCAGGUGUCAGCUGAGACGUGGGCAUCCUGCUUGGCGUCUGUGUUAAAAGUUUAAAUAUUAAACCCCACAUGACAGCUGAGAAGAGACAAGAGUGGAUUUUACACUCCAAAUAUAGGAUUACUUGAACUCCAUGCUUUUAAUAAAUAAAUAAAAUAAAAAUUGAAAUUCUGCAUCAAGAAAAGUUGCAAUUGGUGACCGGUUAAAUGUAUGCACAUUAAGCAAAUCUGCAUAGGCUUAUUUAAUGUGCACAAUUCUCCUUCUGCUAGUCUUGGGGAAGGGCAGCGAACGAGGCGAGGCACAGAAACUCCUUCUCUGGCUGUGGAACUCUUAAGCUCACCUCUAACUUCGCAGAUUUCAUCAGACCCUUAUUUAUUUUAAAAGUCUGUAUUUGCAGCCAUAAGGACUGGAAAACAGUUUUAAACAAUAACUACAGCAAAGAACCUUUAGAUACUGAAUUCAGCAGCAAACACCAUCUUCUGUGGCUUUUUACAUACACAGGCCUGCCUAAAGAAAUACAUUGUGACCUUGCUGAAUGUGCUAGGGCUUUUGAUCAGGGUUCCCUCCUAAACCAGAACCAAAACAGCACCAUCAUUUUGAACUAUUUCAAGUAAGCGUACACAGUGGCAUUUCAUUUAUUUCUGAGGGAAGCCUUUGAUAAAACAACCUUCUUUAGUGGAACUUCUGACAAAAAUAAUAGAUAGAUCCACCAACAGGAGUAGUUUAACAUAGUCUUGCCAGGCAUCCUGUCAACACAAGUCAAGAACAGUCGCACCAGCCAAAAAUGCAAAAUGGAGAGCUAUAGAAGUGCAUGGAAACAGAAACAUCUAUGAUGAAAACAAUUUCCAUUAUGAAUGCUUUAGUGGAAGCAUUCAUGAAUCCUAAACUGGAACAUUAUCAAGGUUCCAGCUCAAUUAGAAAUCAAAGCUGUUAGGCUGUGGUUUCACACACUAUUGCUUUCUUAAAGAAGAAAGAAAAACUGCAGGUACUUUUAGAUGCUUUCAAAGCAUGUACCACAUUUUCAUGAGUUUUUUAUUUAAUAGCUAACAAGAAGGCAAAAAAUAUGGAAAUUAAUAUGGAUAGCCCUCUAAGCAAUGAAGAUAAAUGCAAAGAACACAGUAAAGUAUCUAGUAAAUAAAUGUUUGAUUAGACAGGCUGUAAUUGAAAGCUCAGAAUUCAUCCUUGCACACGAUAUGGGAGCCUGGCAGUUUGCGUCUAGAAAACAACUCAUUUCUUACCUAGAGAUUCCAUUAUGCAGCUGGCCUGCUGUUUCUUCCAAUGAGAAAACAACGCAGCCUCUUAUAAAACACAUAUUUAAGAUGCUGCGUUGAAUUCCAGACAUGUUUAUCUUAAUGGUUUGACUGAAAUGCCAAGCCAGAAACUUCAACACCUUUUAUAUUAUCCAUGAAUGGAGUACUCCAAAGCUCUUUCAUUGUCCCUGUAGCUUCCCCCACACCGCCAUGCUUGAGCUCUCCACCCACAGUUCUGGGAGGACACUUUGUUUCUCAAGACCACCUCAUACCACCCUCUAAUCUCACAGGAACAACCAGAAGAGGAAACUGUAGCAAGGAAAGUGAGGGAUGGGAAUCCAUUAGCUUGUACUGCAUAUAUGGAGACACUGCCGCAUGACUAGUCUGGCUGUAGAGUUAGUUUAAGUCACCUCUGCUCUGCUCCCCUCCCCCUCCCCUGCAACUUGGGGGACUAAAUUAGCAGGCUUUUCAAAUUCUGCACAAGUGUUUAUUUAUUUACAGUUCUAUACGGUCUGAUAUAUGUAUCUCUAGGUGGUGUACAGAGUUAGAAAACACAACAAAUAUAAAAACAGCAAAAAUUCACAAAGCAAAAGCAAUCUCUCAAGAUAAAAACAAAUCAAGUAGUUUAAGAUUUCCAGCUUAAAGCCGGAGACCUUGAGAGUCUUUCUAAAAGCAGACAGAGAAGGAAGGGCUCUUAUUUCAAAAGGGAGCAUGUUCCAAAGCCCCAGGGCAGCCCCAGAGAAGGCCUGGUUCUAAGUCACCACAAAACAAGCUGACGGUAACCAGACCUCUCCAGAUGACUUUAAUUGGUAACAGUGUUCAUGACCAAAAAAAGAGGCACUCUUGAGAACCCUAGACCCAAGUUGUUGAGGGCUUUAUAGGUAAUGACCAGCACUUUCAGUCAGUCAGUCUUUAUUUCAGUCUUUGACCAAUACCAGAACACCUAGACCAAUUGAAGUGUAUAUUGGUUCUAACCAUUAGUGAGCAGAAUACACAGCAGAAUUGUGCAAGCGUGUGUGUAAUUGACGAAUUAGUGUCUAUUAGCAAGACCAAAACUUUGUAUUUUGCUCAGAAACAUAGCAGCAGCCAAUGCAUUUCUUUCAAAAAUUGAUGUCAUAUGGUCCCUUCAGGUUGUCCCAGAGACCAGUCUGGCUGCCACAUUCUGUACCAGUUGUAGUUUCCAGACUACAUACACAGGCAGCCCAACAUAGAGUGCAUUACAGUAGUCGAGUCGAAGGGUUACCAGCAUAUGCACCACUGUUUUAAGGUCAUUUACCUCCAGAAAUUGUUGUAGUGGACUUAUCAGCCAAAGCUGAUUAAAAAGCGCUCUGUCCUGGCCACUAUCUCAACCUGGGAAACCGGUUUGGGAUCCAGGAGUACUCCCAAACUAUGUACCUGAUCUUGCAUGGGAACUGUAACCCUUUUCAGAACAGGCAGAUCUAAGCCACCUCUCGGGUCCUGACCCCACAGUUAGUACCUCCGUCUUAUUUGGAUUCAACUUUAGUUUGUUAUCCCUUUUACUAAUAAAGCCUGUUCUAUAUAUAUAGAGAGAGAGAGAGAGAAAGCACCCCUCUAUAUUUGGAACUACAAGCCUGUAGUUACCACUGCUUUGCACUCUGGAUCUAACAGGACCAGGAGAUCCCCACUUUGCUUCACCUGUAGCAAAAGGCAUGUCACUUUGGCACAUAGCUUGGGAGAAGGAAAUCUUAGGGCAAAUUAGAAGCACAGGACAGCAGGAGGACCUCCCCACUCUGUGGACCCCCGAUUACUCACAGGUAGGAAGCUGGAGUAGACAUGAUUUAAUCAAGAGCUAUUCAUUAAAGAAUAAAGUCAAGAUAGCACCUCUUCAGGAAGGACUGAUAAGGAAGCAAUAGGCCAUCUCCUUUACUAAUGAGCAUGUUAAUGGCUGACUGAGGGCCUCAGGAAGCUAGCUUGUUUACGUUUUAGCUACCCCUAGAUAUUUUGAAAAGAAUGAGAGAUAAAUUCUAAUGCAUUCAUUUUGCUUCUCCCUCUAUGGGUCCUUCCCUAGCUUUUGUCCAACUCCACUCUUCAAUUUUGAAUAGCACACUGGCACGUCCUGUACUUUGUCCCUUUUGCUCACCUUUGCAAGGUGCAUUUAGCAUAAUGCCCUUGGGCAAGAAUUUCCCUAUAACUGGCUAGGACACCAUCAAUCCGUGUGCUUUCUGUGUCUCCUGGGAUCUGCGUGUCACUCGUGUCCCUGAUCCAGGUGGUUUUCCUUGGAUCCACCAUCUUUUCCCACCAGGUGGUUUUUUUUCCCUCGGCUCCACCAUCUUUCGCCUCCAUCUUUGCACAGGCACCUCCAUUUUGCCCUGCCUUGACUCUUGCGACUGCUUUACCUUUCACCUCCAGACCGGCCCUUUUUCUAACCUGGUCUGCACAGUACUGUUGGCUGCGAGAUUCUGGUUCAUUUUUGGAUUUUGCUGGGUUGAUGGGCCGCUGCCUGGUCCCCGGAUUUUCUCUCCCACCUGCCUGCCUAGUAGGAGAGAAACCUCUUGGUCAUGACCAAGCUGCAAGGGUUCACAGCAUUCCUCUGGGAAGGAGGUAGUAUAUAACCCCUAUUCUCAAAACUCUACUUUCCCUUUUCCUCCUAAAAUACAAAACUGUUGGUCUCUCUUUCGCUAGCCUUGAGUGAACUCAAUUAGGAAACUCAAGCCAAAUUGCUUCCUUGUGAGCUGUAACAUAGUCUUUUUUAACUUGUUGGUUUUGCUAGUUAAAUAUUGAUGCUCUUAAUCAGUAUUCUCUUCCUGUACCCCCAAACCCUUCAAUAAACCUCAUUUUAUUUUGAA
Hemicordylus capensis (graceful crag lizard) is the source of this 7321-nucleotide messenger RNA. RefSeq names its product upper zone of growth plate and cartilage matrix associated (gene UCMA). Gene Ontology annotation, biological process: embryonic skeletal system development; regulation of osteoblast differentiation. Bases 1274 to 1693 code for a protein of 139 amino acids. The record is from RefSeq and is a predicted model, not a curated record. NCBI's taxonomy places the organism in Eukaryota, Metazoa, Chordata, Lepidosauria, Squamata, Cordylidae. Gene Ontology annotation, cellular component: extracellular matrix. The transcript has 5 exons.